CCCAGAAAGGCGAACGUCAAGAAAACAGAACCAUUUUUCCCUUUCAACCACAUCCUUCCAGAACAGAUGCAGAUUUUCGAAAUAGAACUGACAUACAACAUCACAAGCAGCUCAAUCCCAUCAUUUUAGAAAAUUUACCAAUAGAUAUGAUCAAGCAAUUUCCACUUGAUUAUAUGCACGUUAUUUGUUUAGGGGUAGUAAAAGUUCUGUUGUUAUCUUGGGUGAAAGUAAGAAACAUGAACUAUUCGUUGCGAAAUGAAAAAAUAACUUGUUUAAACGCCAAUUUAUUAUUUUUCAGAAGCCAAAUUCCACGGGAAUUUAAUAGAAAAACGCGAGACCUGAAUGAAUUAGAACGGUUCAAGGCUACUGAAUUUCGAUUAUUUUUGUUGUAUGUCGGGCCAGUUGUAUUAAAAUCUAUUUUGGAUGAAGAUAGAUAUAAUCAUUUCCUCAAACUUUCUCUUGCUAUUCGAAUAUUGUUGAAUCCGAUCGAUUGCCAAAGAAAUAACUACUGUGCAUCACAACUUUUGAAUGAUUUUGUUUCAGAAAUUCCUCAAUUCUAUAGUUCGGUUCUUUUAACAUAUAACUUCCAUUGCUUAACACACUUAGCUCAAGAUGCUUUAUUUUUCGGUUCUCUUGAAACGAUCAAUGCCUUUAAAUUUGAAAAUUACCUCGGUCAGUUAAAAAAACUUGUUAAAAAAAAAACAUCAACUAGCACCACAAUUAUACAACCGGCUUGUUGAGAAGAGUUUGCAUCCAAAAAAGCAGCAAAUCAUUUCGGAGAAGUUAGGUCGUUUCAAAAACGGUUCUUUCAAUUUUGUUGUUAAAAACGGUUUGUACUUUUCUUUAAAAGCUCCAGAUAAUUUUUAUAUGAGUGACAACUUAAUCUUUAGAACUGUUUCUAUUAUUAAAAGUAGUGACAAUGAAAUCAUUUUACAAGGACAUCACUUACAAAAUUUAAAAGAUUUAUUUAUAACUCCUUUAAAAUCAUCAGUAUUUCAUAUAUAUAAUACAAACAGCUUAACUUUUUCAAAUGUUUUAAGUUCCCAUAUCCUAACCAAAAUAAUAAAAGUACUUUAUUUACAUAACUUUGAAAGUGAUUCACAUUCCUUUCUUCCCCUAGUUUCACAUAAUGUCCCUCAAUAAAUCAUACACAUACAACUCCCAAGAACCAAUAGCCCAAAUAAAUACCGAUGGAGUGCAUUUGCAAUUUGAAACAUCCAUCAACCAAAACGGAAAUAACCACAUCAUAGUCGAAGAAGCAGGAACAAUUAAUAGCUAUACACUGGAUCCCACAUUUUUAGAAGGUAGUCAAUAUCAAUUAUUUAUUUGAACAAUUUUUUUUAAUGAAAAUGUUUUUUUUGCAGCAAUUCAAAGCACCAUUGAUGCAGCUGUAUCCAAAUCUAUGGAAAGAAUCGUCGAGGAGGUAAGAAGCUUGCGGCGAGAUAUCGCAGAGUUGAGGAAUAGCAGAAACAAUGUUCCAUCAAAAAAGAUUAUGCCAGCGGAACCUUUAAACACAGUGGAGCAAUUUAUGGAAUUGGAGAGUUUACUCCAGAAGGAUGAAGAAUAUACUAAAUUUAAGUCGGAACUUAUGCAAAAUAUUAAAUACACAGGAGCGAAAUUCGUCAGAACAGCUUGGCGCUCAUUGGUAUCCGAUGAAUGUGCUCAACAUUUUUCUUGGAAUGGAACGUCAGACAAAAAACCUGUCCGCGUCUUAAAAGUAUCUAUGGCUAUCCGAGAUGUCUUCUUACAUGAAGUGAAGGGCAAUGACACUGAAUAUAUAAGUGGCACCAAGACGAUUUUUCAGUUUGCCAAAAAUAGACAAAAACGGAAGCACCAAAAUGCAGCAAAUUAAUUAUUUUACCUAACUAUUUUUCUAUCAUUUCAUUUUUAAAGAAUGUUUUUCAAAUUUUAAUUUUUAGUAUAAGUUUAAUUUAACUUAUCAAGAAUUUUUCUAAUUUUUAGUAUAAGUACAUAUGUAUAUAUAAUAAAUAAUAUUAAA
This is a messenger RNA of Bactrocera dorsalis (oriental fruit fly), 1999 nucleotides long. RefSeq lists its product as uncharacterized. Lineage: Eukaryota; Metazoa; Arthropoda; Insecta; Diptera; Tephritidae. The coding region runs from base 1403 to 1852 and encodes 149 amino acids. The transcript has 3 exons. The record is from RefSeq and is a predicted model, not a curated record.